This is a messenger RNA of Colletotrichum spaethianum, 1647 nucleotides long. Its product is annotated as efflux pump DEP3. Gene Ontology annotation, biological process: transmembrane transport. Bases 1 to 1647 code for a protein of 548 amino acids. NCBI's taxonomy places the organism in Eukaryota, Fungi, Ascomycota, Sordariomycetes, Glomerellales, Glomerellaceae. The transcript has 5 exons. The record is from RefSeq and is a predicted model, not a curated record. Gene Ontology annotation, molecular function: transmembrane transporter activity.
AUGGCUGCUUGGGAAAAGAGAGACGACAGUCCCAGUGAUGAGGGGGCGCUUACACCACCCCCGGCUAAGGAAACCGGGGACGAACCUCUAGGCCCCAGUGCCACAGAAGACGUUGAUUCACCACGAAAAGUUCACGGGGUCAAGUGGGUUCUAGUCAUCUGCGCUCUCCUGUCUGCUCUGUUCCUCUACGCUCUGGACAACACCGUCGUCGCCAAUGUCCAAGCCAAAGUCGUCCAGACCUUCCAUCGGGUUGACCUUGUCCCAUGGCUCGGGGUCUCCUUUGCACUUGCCUCAGCCGCCACAACUCUUCCAUGGUCCAAGGCCUACGGCACGUUUUCCGCCAAGAAGUUGUACCUCGGCUCGACCACUGUCUUCAUGGCCGCUUCGGCACUCUGCGGUGCCGCGCCUGAUAUCAACUCCUUCAUCGUCGGCCGCGCAAUUGCGGGUGCAGGUGGUUGCGGAAUGUACAUGGGCCUCCUGACCCUCUUAUCCGUGACCACCACCAACGUAGAGCGCCCGAAAUAUCUCAGUCUUACAGGUCUUAUCUGGGGUAUUGGAACAGUUCUAGGUCCCGUGGUUGGCGCAAGUCUCGCUGAGAGCAAAGCCACGUGGCGAUGGGCCUUCUACCUAAACCUACUGGUUGGAGCCGUCGUGGGUCCCAUCUACAUCAUUUUGCUCCCUGACUUCAAGCCUCAAGCUGGUGUUCCUCUUACCCAGCGCCUGGCCCAGAUCGACUACUUGGGCUCAGUGCUUUCCAUUGGUGCCAUGCUUUGCGUCAUCAUGGCCAUGAACUUUGGUGGUGUCCUCUGGGGGUGGGACGAAGGCGAAAGUAUCGGCCUGUUCGUCACGGCUGGUGUAUUGGUCAUUCUUUUUGCAUUGCAACAGGUCUACUACGUUGGGACAUCGAGGACAAACCGUCUGUUCCCGAUGCAUUUCUGGAGAAGCCGCACCAUGAUCUGCCUAUUCUUCACCAUGAUGCUUGCAACAUUUGGAAGCUUCAUCGGCAUUUUCUAUCUUCCGUUGUACUACCAAUUCACCCGUGGGACGUCUGCAGUCGAGACUUCCGUGCAUCUCCUCCCAUUCAUCUUGUUCCUGGUUGCUUUCAACCUGCUGAAUGGGCAGUUCAUGGGACGUACAGGAUAUUACUACCCUUGGUACAUCGCGGGCUCAGCUCUGGAGCUCAUUGGCGGUGUUCUUUUGUAUACCGUCGAUGAGUUUACGUCAAACGCCAAGAUUUAUGGAUACACAAUCAUUCUGGGUACAGGUGUCGGUUGCUUUUGCCAAGCCGGGUUUGCGGUCGCCCAGAUGAAAGUCCCGCCGACCGAGAUCCCGUACAGUGUUGGCUUCAUGACCGUUGGCCAGAUGAUAGGGAUUGUCCUCGGCACCGGUAUGUCAGGGGCCCUCUUUGUCAACUACGGCCAGCGCGCUCUGACAAAGGUGUUCCCUCACGUCUCGGCGAGCGAGAUAUCCGACGCUCUCGCCGGAGUGGGGAGCGGAUUAAUUGACUCUGCGACGGCUGGGGACAGAGCCGCUGCUAUCCACGGCAUCACCCGGGCGAUUCAACUGGCGUAUGUUCCCAUAAUUGCCGCUGGCUCCAUCUGCCUUAUUUGCAGUGUUCUUAUGCGGAGGGAGAAGGUAUUCGGUUGA